Insectozyma verbasci is the source of this 3486-nucleotide messenger RNA. NCBI's taxonomy places the organism in Eukaryota, Fungi, Ascomycota, Pichiomycetes, Serinales, Debaryomycetaceae. The record is from the annotation of a GenBank genome assembly.
AUGUCUAAAUCUUUUGAUGACUUUAUAAAACAACAACAACAAGCUCAGAAUAAACCAAAAGGUUUUGGUUAUAGAGGUAAUGCUGCUUAUAAUCAACAAUACAACAAUCAACUAUUUCAAAAUUCUAGUCCUUAUCAAUACAAUGCUAAACAAGCUCCUACAUUUAUUCCUCAAGCACAACAACAAGAUUAUUACAAAAAAAGUAAUCAAAAUUCAUCCGUAACAUCACCUAUUGAUUCUUUGCCAAAUAGUGGAAGAAGUACACCAUUACAACCUAAUGCUUCAUCCACUUCUUUGUCAUCUUUAAACUCAGUUUUAUCAAAACUUAAUUUGCCAGAUCUCCCAUUUGAAGAUAAUUUAAAUAAUAUAGAAAAAGCAACUAAAAUUGGAGAAGUAAGAAAUGAAGUAGAUCAAAUUAUUAAUACAAUCGAAGACAAAGAUUUGCCGAAUUUAAAUACAGAUUGGAAAUUAAACGAUAUUUUGAAAUCAUUGUUAAAACCCAAGAACUCUCCAUUAGUGAAAGAAGCUGCAUUGAUGAUUAUUCAACAGCUUGCAUCUAAAUUUGGAGGCAAAACUCCAUCUGAAAGUUAUUUCUUGCCAUAUUUUUACACAGCUUUUGAAAGUUUUAGUGAUAAAGACAAAAAUGUAGUCAAAGCAGCUAAAUCUACAAUCGAAUCAUUAUUUGGUAUUUAUCCUACUGAGGCUUUGGGUACAGUGGUUUUGGAAGAAUUUUUAAGUAUCUUUCAAAGUGGUGCAAAAUGGCAAUCAAAAAUCGCUACUUUAAAUUUUUUUGACAAAUUAAUAGAUGAGGUACCUGCAGAUAUUUUGGAGUUAAAGUUUAAAAAUGUAGUCCCAGUUUUAACUGAUUUAUCAACCGAUUUCAAGCCGGAAUUAGCUAAACAUGGUUUACAAACAUUAAAAAAAUUUGUUAAAAUUUUAGAUAAUUUGGAUUUGCAAAAUAAGUAUGAUUUGAUCGUUGAGACUUUAGCUGAUCCACAAAAAGUUACUAAUUGUAUCAAAAGUUUAUCUUCAGUUACAUUUGUGGCCGAAGUUACAGAACCUGCGUUAUCGUUGUUGGUUCCAAUUUUAGAUAAAUCAUUAAACAUGUCUUCUUCAUCAAACGAGCAAUUAAGACAAACAGUUAUGGUUACAGAGAAUUUAACUAGGUUGGUUAAUAACAAAAGAGAGAUUGAACAUUAUAUCCCAAUUUUAUUACCUGGAGUUGAUAAAGUUGUAAAUAAUGCUUCUUUGCCGGAAGUUAGGGAAUUGGCGGAUAAAGCUUUAAAAGUUUUGCUUGAUGCCGAAAAUGAACAAACAGAUGGUAAAUUUCACGGUAGAAUAAACUUAGAUCAAGCGAAAUCAUUCUUUUUCGAAGAUAUUGAAGAAAUACCAGAACUGGUAAAAAAUCCAAGUGAUUAUUUGUGUCAAAUAUUACAAGUCGACGCUAAUGUGAACGAUUGGAAAAGAUUAAAAGAUUAUUUGGUUAUGGUUACUAAUGAUAAUUCAUAUAGUGAUCAAGUUAUUUUGAAUUUGAAAAAGUUAUUUAACCCUGUAGCUAUAAAUGAUGAUGAUUUAGAAGAAGGAGCCGUAAUUAUUGUUGAUGCUGAAUUUUCAUUAGCCUAUGGGACAAGAAUGUUAUUAAAUAAAACAAAUUUGAAAUUAUUAAAAGGUCAUAGAUAUGGUUUAUGUGGUAGAAAUGGUGCAGGAAAAUCUACAUUGAUGAGAUCAAUUGCAAAUGGUCAAUUAGAAGGAUUUCCGUCGUCUGACGAAUUAAAAACAUGUUUUGUUGAACAUAAAUUACAAGGUACAGAGGCAGAAAUGGAUUUAGUUAGUUUUAUUGCAUCUGAUCCUGAAUUAAAAGAUGUUGGUAAAAAUCAAAUUAAAGAUGCAUUGAUGGAAGUUGGUUUUCCAGAGGAGACUUUACAAAGACAAGUUGGUUCUUUAUCUGGUGGUUGGAAGAUGAAGUUGGAAUUAGCAAGAGCUAUGUUAAUGAAGGCUGAUGUGUUAUUACUAGAUGAACCUACCAAUCAUUUAGAUGUGGCAAACGUUAAAUGGCUUCAAGAUUAUUUGAUUGAACAUACUGAAAUUACAUCACUCAUUGUUUCUCAUGAUUCCGGCUUUCUUGAUGCUGUUUGUACUGAUAUUAUUCAUUAUGAGAAUAAAAAGUUGGCUUAUUAUAAAGGAAAUUUAUCAGAAUUUGUGAAAGUUAAACCAGAAGGUAAAUCUUAUUAUACAUUAACUGAUUCAAAUGUCAAAAUGACUUUCCCACCGCCAGGUAUUUUGACUGGGGUUAAAUCAAAUACAAGAUCAGUUGCUAGAAUGACUGAUGUUACAUUCACAUAUCCAGGUGCAGCAAAACCUUCAUUGAGAAAUGUAUCUGCUUCUUUAUCUUUAUCCUCAAGAGUUGCAAUUUUAGGUCCCAAUGGUGCUGGUAAAUCAACCUUGAUUAAAUUAUUAACUGGUGAGACUGUUCCAGAUUCAGGUAAGGUUGAAAAACAUCCGAACUUAAGAAUUGGAUAUAUUGCUCAACAUGCACUACAACACGUUGAACAACACAAAGAAAAAACAGCCAAUCAAUAUUUACAAUGGAGAUAUAGAUUUGGUGACGACAGAGAAGUUUUAUUAAAGGAGUCGAGAAAAAUUUCAAAAGAAGAAACUGCCAUGAUGGAAAAAGAAAUUGAUAUUAAUGAUGGCAGAGGUAAAAGACAAAUUGAAGCUUUAGUUGGUAGACAAAAAUUGAAAAAAUCAUUUCAAUAUGAAGUUAAAUGGAAAUAUUGGUUGCCAAAAUACAAUUCUUGGGUACCGAGAGAAGUUUUAAUAGAAGAAGGAUUUGAAAAGUUGAUACAGAAAUUUGAUGAUCAUGAAGCUUCGAGAGAAGGUCUAGGAUAUAGAGAAUUAACACCAAGUGUUAUAAGAAAGCAUUUCGAAGGAGUUGGUUUAGACGGUGAUAUUGCUGAUCAUACACCAAUGGGUUCAUUAUCAGGUGGUCAAUUAGUCAAAGUUGUUAUAGCAGGUGCAAUGUGGAAUAAUCCUCAUUUAUUAGUUUUAGAUGAACCUACAAAUUAUUUGGAUCGUGACUCAUUGGGUGGAUUAGCUAUUGCUAUUAGAGAAUGGGCUGGUGGCGUAGUUAUGAUUUCGCAUAAUAAUGAAUUUGUUGGAGCAUUAUGUCCAGAACAAUGGCACGUAGAAAAUGGUCAAGUUAUACAAAAAGGUACAGUAGCUGUUGACUCAGCAAGAUUUGAAGAUAAUGGCGGUGAAGCAUCUAAAGAAGGUUCACCAGCUCCUUCCAUAAGUUUAAGAUCAAAUACUCCUAGACCAGAUGAUGAUGAUUCACCAGCAAAUAUUAAAGUAAGAACUAAGAAAAAGAAAAUGACAAGAAAUGAAAAGAAAGCACAAGCAGAAAGAAGAAGAUUAAGAUAUAUUGAGUGGUUAAAUUCACCAAAAGGUACUCCAAAGCCUGCUGAUACUGAUGAUGAAGAAGAAUAG